This is a messenger RNA of Spodoptera frugiperda (fall armyworm), 2188 nucleotides long. RefSeq lists its product as uncharacterized. NCBI's taxonomy places the organism in Eukaryota, Metazoa, Arthropoda, Insecta, Lepidoptera, Noctuidae. Gene Ontology annotation, molecular function: ubiquitin protein ligase activity; ubiquitin conjugating enzyme binding. Bases 152 to 1651 code for a protein of 499 amino acids. Gene Ontology annotation, cellular component: cytoplasm. The transcript is spliced from 7 exons. The record is from RefSeq and is a predicted model, not a curated record. Gene Ontology annotation, biological process: multicellular organism development; proteasome-mediated ubiquitin-dependent protein catabolic process.
ACAUUAUUUUAUUUUAUUGGAUGGACGCCAUUUCUGAAACGACAGCUGUGUUUGCGGGACUAAAAUAGUUCCAUAUUUUCACUGUUCAUUUGGAUAGUUUUUGUUUAAACGUAGCAUUUAUUUUCUCCCCAGUCGAGAAAAUAUUUUAGCUAUGUCGGAACAGGUGGAAAUUAAGCCUGAUGCUUUACCAGAUUUAGAUGAUUUAUUGCAAUGUCCUGUGUGUUAUGAGAUCCCGUCAGGACAAAUUUUCCAAUGUAAUGAAGGACACCAUGUAUGUGGACGUUGCAAGAUGCGCCUGGAUGUGUGCCCUGUGUGCAGGGCCUUGUUUUUUGGUACACGUAAUUAUGCUAUGGAAGAACUGAUUGCCAAUGUUAGAAAACUGAGGGCAUUUAAACUUGGUGGUAAAGUCACUACAGAUACUGGCUCUGGAAAUAAAGCAUCUAAAAUAAACGCAAAUGAAGUACCUGAAACUGAAAGUGUAGUUGAUGAUGCAAGUGAGCAGUCUAGUCAUUCUGCGUUGAGACCACCACAAGCUUGUAAAGGUCUUUUCCGUUGUCUCUCGUGCAAGAGUUCAAAAGGAAUAAGACUCCCCGCAGCUCGUUUGCUCAAUCAUCUGCGCUAUUACCACUCUCCUGAACUUAUUGAGGGCAAAUCUGAAAAUGGUGAAUACGUGCAAGCCUGGCAGUUUUCUACAGUCCCUGGAAGAAUUGUUACUGCAGUACGAGUAGCAGACAUGGGGAUCUUCUUUUUGAUAAUUGAUAUUGGCACCGAUACUUUUUGUGCGUGGCUGUCCAUGGCUGCAUCUCCUUGGGUAGCUCAUGAAUUUUCCUAUACUAUCACUAUUUCUGGAAAUGACAGAGAGGCAAUUUUCUCUGAUUGUGUGUGGUCUGUCAGAUCUUGUGAAGGCUCUCUGAAGAAACGUGGACAUUGCCUCACAGUAAAUGGGCUCGACGCUAGAGCAUUGGUAGCACCUGCUUCAAUUUGUGGUAAACUAUCUGUGCGUCGUACGCCACCUGACCAACUAGCGAACCAAUCUCAACCACGCGCUGUUCUGCGAGUAGCCAAUAGAGUUAACAAUCGUGAAAAUACACACACACAUGCUCAUGAUCUGGAGCCUUUCCUACAAGACUUACAAAAUGACGUAGCUAGGCUCUCCCGAGCAUUUGCAACGCUCGGACGUGAAGCUAACGCUCUGGUACGUUCUGAAGCAGAAAUGCGAGCCAGAAUCGAAAAUAGACACGGUACAAACGAACGCGCUAGCUCAUCUGAGAGGGAAAAUCCUGUAGAAAAUAAUCAGGCUGACAGCAGCACCGAACGUGCUCCGCUCUCACGUAACGCGCGUAGGCGCAUGCGGCAGCGAUUGAGAGCCGCUCUCAAUGCCCCGCAGCCUCCGGUGCCUGCCCCUCGAGCUGUCAAUGGUGGCCUAAUGCCAACUGACUGGCAGAAUGGUCUUACCAAUAAUGCUAACGUGCAACGCCACGUUGUGUCUGGGUUGAGCGUAUUGCAACAGCCCCCAGUGCCACCACCAGUAGCACCGACGACCGGGGUGCCGCCUCCGCCUGUAGCCCCGCAGUCGUCUAGUGGAACACCCAGUCAACCUCAAAACGGAAAUGCGCGCGCCAACAAAAAAAAGCGACGUCAUCGUAGAUAAAUUAACUUUGUUUAUUUAGUUAGGUGUCUAAUAAUGAAAUUGUAAACAAAAUAAGUUUACUGUAUUAAUGGUGUAUUUUUAUCAAUUUGACUGCUCUUUGAGUCUCAUAACUUUGCUCUGGGGCUGCAUAUAUUGUUGUAUAUGAUUUCAUGUAGAUAUUUCGUCUUUUGACAACUGCAAUUGUUGCGAGUGCUGUGAUAGAAUAUUGCAAGUCCAUGCAAUAUAAAUGGUUCAACUACUUACUUACUUAACAUUUUCGUUGGUAACCCCAGAGUGUUUUGUGAUUUAUAGAUACCCAUUAGGAUAAAUUGUUUUAAGUUAAUUUCUGUUACGAAAUGCAUUUUGUGAAAUAUUUGACCAUGAUAUUUUAGGAAUAUCAAUUUGAAGUGUUUUAAUAAUAAUAAUUGACCAUGUGCUUGUUUUAAUCCUGUAUGUAAUCAUGAACUUAUCGUAGGACUAUUAUAACUAUUUAAUUAAUUACGAUAACUAUUAAUCAUUUAGACAAAAUAGUUAGAAUUAUAAUGCAUAAAAAACUUA